AUGGCCGCCGCCGCCCCUUCCACUGCCGCUCUACAAAAUUCUUUGGUCACAUUUCAGUCUCGAUCACCAAGUUCUAAUUCCAUUAAUCCAGCAAAUCUUUCGUUCUCCGGCGGCCUAAGACUCCCGAAGCUAACAACCAAAACCACAAACAAAUCCCGGCGUGGCGGCGGUUAUACCGGUGCCAAAAUGGCCGAUUCCGCGGCCGGAAGCUACGCAUCUGCCUUGGCGGAGGUCGCGAGAUCAAACGGAACCCUAGAGGCAACCGCCGCCGACGUCGAGAAGGUCGAUAAACUCUUCUCCGACAAACAAGUGUUGAACUUUUUCGUUAGUCCAAUCGUAAGUCUAGAGCAAAAACGAGAAUUGAUCGAUGAUAUAACAUCUUCGGGGAGCCUCCAACUACACGUAUGCAACUUCCUCAACAUCUUGAUCGAAAGAAAUCGGAUCGAUUUGAUUAAAGAGAUAGUAAAGGAAUUCGAGAUUGUUUACAAUAAGUUGACGGAGACGGAGUUGGCGAUCGUGACUUCUGUAGUGCAGCUGGAGAGGCAACACUUGGCGCAGAUCGCAAAGCAAGUGCAGAGACUCACCAGAGCGAGAAAUGUGAGGAUUAAGACGGCGAUUGAUGAGUCAUUGGUGGCCGGAUUCACGAUCAGAUAUGGAAAUUCUCAAUCCAAGUUGAUUGAUAUGAGUGUGAAGAAGCAAUUGGAAGAAAUUGCUGCACAGCUUGAGAUCGGAGAUAUUCCAAUUCCAGUAUGA
Lactuca virosa is the source of this 753-nucleotide messenger RNA. Lineage: Eukaryota; Viridiplantae; Streptophyta; Magnoliopsida; Asterales; Asteraceae. The record is from the annotation of a GenBank genome assembly.